Molecule: messenger RNA, 429 nt
Organism: Oppiella nova
Lineage: Eukaryota; Metazoa; Arthropoda; Arachnida; Sarcoptiformes; Oppiidae
Source: the annotation of a GenBank genome assembly
AAUGGCAGAUAUUUUAAAUUGGCUGACUUCGGGUUGGCUUCACUAUACAAAGUGAGUGACCGGGAUCACCAAGCUCCGGAAGUACAGGAAAGUGGUGAUCAUAGCCGCAAAAGUGAUGUCUACAGUCUGGCCAUAACUACAGAAGAGAUAUUUGACUUUGAUUUGGAGAACAUAAUGGAGUCAGACAUACAAAGUAGUUCACAGAAGUAUUCAUCAGAUAAUGAAGUGUUAAACAAAUGUGUCGUUCAUUUGAAACAAGAAGUAAAAACGAUGUUAUCCUUAGACCCGACUGUUAGACCCUCUUGUGGUGAAAAUUGUCUCACAGCUGAUCCCACAUUUGGUGACACAUUAAGACUUAUUAAGCGAAACGCUAAUACGUUAGACGCUAAUAAGCUAAACGAUAAACACAAAAUCCGGAAUGAAGGAUAG